UUUGAAUGCUUUAACCUCCAGGAGACCCAAUCAGAUUUGGAGGUGAUUUUGGAAUUCCUAGAGGAGUACUACAGACAAAACACUGGAGAAAAUGGUAAGGAGAAAGGCUGGAAAAUGAAAUUAUCAGACAAGGUGUACUGGGCUGCAGGUGUGCCAGGUGUGGAUGAUUCAUCAUGUGAGCAGCUUGGGAUGUCCUAUGAGUCACCUGUUUCCUCACUGGUUGCAGGUAGAAAGGUGCGCCUGUUUCACUUCCUGUUUGAAAUGUUGGAGGAUCCAACCAUGGCCCACUGUGUGUCCUGGGUCCCAGCAGCCACUGGCGUUUUCCGCUUUUCCUCCAGAAACAAGGACCAGUUAGCGGCCCUCUGGGGGCAGAGAAAGGGCAACAAGAGGCCGAUGACUUACCAGAAGAUGUCCCGGGCCCUCAGGAACUACGCCCGGUCCGGAGAGAUUUUCAAGGUGAAGAAGAAGCUCACCUACCAGUUCAGCCCAAACACCCUGAUGUCACUGCAGAAGUGUCAUCGAGGAGAUUUGUAAUAUAAACUAGAUUUUUGUGUAGCUCAUUAUCACCUCAUAUAAGACUAAAUUAUGCUCUUCUUUCCUGUUUUUAAUGUGUAGAACCCUUAUAACCUUUCAUUUGUCAUGUUACAUCUUUACAUUUGCAUAAACUAAGUUUGUUGUAUAAAUAAUAAAGACUUUUUCUUACUGUUGCAGUUUGUGCUGUCAUUAGAGUUAGUUAAAAAAAAAAUCCAAAUAUGAAAAAUAAAGCUGCUAUGUUGUCACAUAAUCUCAGGAUAUCAAGACUAAAGCUGUUUUUCUGACACUAGUUGCACCUUUCAUCAAACCUCUUAAGCCCCUUAAAAGAUGAAAAGGCCAUAAUUA
Thunnus maccoyii (southern bluefin tuna) is the source of this 879-nucleotide messenger RNA. RefSeq names its product Spi-2 proto-oncogene (gene spi2). NCBI's taxonomy places the organism in Eukaryota, Metazoa, Chordata, Actinopteri, Scombriformes, Scombridae. Gene Ontology annotation, molecular function: DNA-binding transcription factor activity, RNA polymerase II-specific; sequence-specific DNA binding. The transcript is spliced from 3 exons. Gene Ontology annotation, cellular component: nucleus. Gene Ontology annotation, biological process: regulation of transcription by RNA polymerase II; cell differentiation. The annotation marks the transcript as partial. The record is from RefSeq and is a predicted model, not a curated record.